Messenger RNA from Suillus paluster, 1900 nucleotides. RefSeq lists its product as uncharacterized. Gene Ontology annotation, molecular function: transcription coregulator activity. Lineage: Eukaryota; Fungi; Basidiomycota; Agaricomycetes; Boletales; Suillaceae. Gene Ontology annotation, cellular component: nucleus; nuclear chromosome. Gene Ontology annotation, biological process: chromatin remodeling; regulation of transcription by RNA polymerase II. The transcript is spliced from 6 exons. The record is from RefSeq and is a predicted model, not a curated record. The coding region runs from base 99 to 1694 and encodes 531 amino acids.
CGACUUUUCUUAGACUGAUACGCCACAGGCUUGGUGUAUACGAACUCCAUUCGGUUUCUCAACUCUACUAGCAAUUGCAAUCGUUAACCAGUCAAAGGAUGGCUGAAGCAUCCAAAGCGACCUCCUCGACGACUUACCCGACAAACAUGACGAACCUUACAGAUUUACAGCUGCGACAAACCAUCACGCAGCUCUCCAAUGCAGCCAACAACCCUACAAACCAGUUUCAGCACUACGUCUCCCCCGCACCCCAACAAUCAACUUCCAAAGCUUACCUUAAAAAUGUCCACACCUGGUCAACAACAAAUCCGAACAAGGCUACCCGCGCCCGUCAUCGCACCGCAAAGAACACCGCCCCACCACCACCACCACCGACCGUCGUGACGCCCGUAUACCAACCGCCCCCACCGCCAGUCGCACCCGUACCAGUCGCACCUCCUCUUCCGCCUAACCCACCCCGUCAUCCACUUCCAGUAGUCCCCCAAGCUCUCCACUCCACAUACGCCUCCCGCCUACGCACAGGGACGACCCUCCUCGUCCAGCCAAUACUCACGCAGCCCUCUGCAGCAGCAGGAAACACAAGAGCCUCCACCCGUCGUGGAGGCAUGAUUAACUACGCCGAACCAGCCUCUGGCGACGAGUUCCCUGAUGCCGGUGCUAUUGAAUCUGACGAUUCAGACUUUGUGGCUAGUGGUGGUAUGAGAACGACUUUGAGGACACGGAGAAUGGGAACUGGCAUGUCGGUUUUUCACUCGGGGAGUGGGAUGUCCACGCCUCAGCCACAACCACCAGCGCGGCGUUCAACACCGAUGCACAAUGACAAGGGAGAGUUGGAUCAGAGUUAUUUAGGCAUGAUCCCCCCAAGUCGAUUUAUCAAAGGAAAGCCCGUCGCUCCAACUGCACAUGAAUAUCCUCCGCCGGAUAUGCUUCACGCACAAGCACAAAUACGCGCCUCUCUAGUACCUAUUCGGGUCGAAUUUGAAACAGACACUCUGCGAAUACGAGACUGCUUCGUUUGGAACUUGAACGAGACCCUCAUCAAACCAGAAUCAUUCGCAAAAGUAUUUUGCGCAGACCUCGAUCUGCCUACCGUUCCAUGGGUGGAGACAGUCGCCAAUCAAAUUCGUGCGCAGCUCGAAGAUCACGAAGGCGUGGCAUCGAUGGAUAUCGGCGUAGACCGUGCCAUGGAUUUGGAUCCGCAUGUUGAAGGUGGCGAUGAGGUUCCUGAAUGUCGUGUUAUCUUAAGCAUCGACGUGCAAAUAGCAGCACAUCAUCUACUGGACCAUAUAGAGUGGGACUUGCUCUCGCCACUGACACCUGAAGCAUUCGCUUCCCAACUUUGUAAUGAGCUGGGUUUAUCAGGGGAGGCGGUGCCACUUAUAUCACAUGCGAUCCAUGAAGAGCUUAUAAAGCAUAAGAAGGACGCUAUUGAAUGGGGCGUCAUUGGUGGGGACAAGGAGGCUGAGGGGAUGAAGGACAAGACGGGGCUCGGUAUGGGUUGGGGGCGCACGAAGGGACCAAAGGUCUUACAGAGCGUAUGGAGGGAAUGGACGGAAGCAGAAGAGUUUAGAACAAGAUUCGAGGUCCUCACCGCAGAAGAAGUAGAGAGGAGAGAAGUCGAAAAAGAGAGGGCGAGCAGGCGGUUACGUCGCGAAACAUCCAAGUUCCAAACUACAAGAACCAGACGACGAUGAUCUGGAUGCAUAAUCCACCACACCUACUUUAGUGAGAGGGUUCUGUCCGGUUUAAAUGUCAUGCUGUCUGUCAAUUCAUGCGCGAGAAGAUUCUUGACGUGACUGUACAGUUUAUUGGAUACAGUUUCCGUGCCUUGAUGCAUUGAAUGCAUCACGGAUGCAUCAUACUGAUGCAUGAGCCGUACAGCACCGUGCACGAAUUAACA